UAAUGAUUAACAGGGUGCUCUGCUUAACUCUGUUUAAUGGUAUUGAAGAGAAGAAGGAACGGACAAGACCAGACUGUAGCACUAAAUGGCUGAAAGGAAAAUGAAGCYCACUUUCUCCUUGCAUUUAUUGCUGGCURUUUUGUACACUGCUGCCCUGUGCCAUCAGCAUCCUCGCUACCAYAAUAGGCAGGAUGAUGUUAAAGGGACAUAUUAUCCAGGACAUAGCUCUCAGUGGGAAGGAGCUUCUCCACUGAAGAACAAAACCUUUCUCAAACUUGUUUUCAGCAAUGCUGACUUUGCAUUUUCCUUUUACAAGCUGGUCACAUCCGAAGCAACGGACAAAAAUAUUUUCUUUUCACCCAUAAGCAUCUCUGCUUCCUUUGCAAUGCUGGCACUUGGUGCCAAGGCUGUGACGCUGACACAGAUUCUGGAAGGGCUUGCCUUUAACCUGAAAAAGACUCAGGAGCAGGAGAUACAUGAAGGUUUUUGCCAACUCCUUCACAUGCUGAACCGUUCAGACAGUGAGUUCCAGCUAAGCAUGGGCAGUGCCCUUUUCAUAGAAGAGACAUUAAAACCACUAAAGAAGUUCUUGGAUGAUGCCAAAAGCUUUUAUGAAUCUGAUGUCUUCUCUACUGACUUUAACAACUCUGUUGGUGCUGAGAAUCAGAUCAACAGUUAUAUUGAGGAAAAGACAAAUGGGAAAAUUGUUAAGCUAGUGGAAAAUCUUGAUCCUCUCACUGCAAUGGUUCUUGUUAACUAUGUCUUCUUUAAAGCCCAUUGGGAGAAACCUUUCAGUACAUUACUGACAAACCAGGAGGAUUUUUUUGUGGAUGAGAAAACACCUGUAAAAGUUGACAUGAUGUAUCGAAAGGGUUACUACAGAAAUUACUUUGAUGAAGCACUGUCCUGUUGGCUGGUUCAGAUACCUUACAGUGGAGAUGUUGCUGCAUUAUUUGUUUUGCCUGACGAAGGGAAGAUGAAGCAGGUGGAAGAUGCUCUCUUGAAAAGGACUAUAUCUAAGUGGGAAAAGUCCCUCCAAGAAAGAAAAAUACAUCUGCACAUUCCAAAAUUUUCUAUUUCUGGUACCUAUGAUGUGAAAGAGAUAGUCAAACAAAUGGGUAUGGUCGAUCUGUUUACUGAGCAAGCCGAUCUGUCAGGGUUUACUGAGGAGCCUGGACUGAGAGUUUCAAAAGUGAUCCACAGAGCCAUGUUGAAUGUCCAUGAGAAUGGCACGGAGGCAGCCGGGGCCACAGUGAAGGAAAUUACCUGGAGAUCUGGUGAUGUUCCUCGCCCGCCUCGAGUCAGAUUCAACAGGCCCUUCCUCCUGCUGAUUCUGGAUAAAUUCACCCRCACCGUCCUCUUCAUCGGGAAAGUCGUCAACCCUCGGAAAAAUGACUGAUUGACGAGACUCCAGCACAUCACUGGCUWGACUCCUGUGACCCAGUGAGACACUCAUGUGUGCAUAACACCGUGUGCUAGUGCUCAUUUUUUCAUCCAUUACCCUUAGAAACGUUAUUAAUUCCUUAAAACACAAACGGUAUUUUUUCCUUGUCCAAAAGUCACUGGGAWUUCCCACAGCCUACAGCUGAGAAUGGCAGGUAGUGUUAAUGAAAGACAGUUCCCUUUUCACUGGUUUUGUAGGAAUCCCUUUGUGACGUGUUCCCUUGGGGUAUUCAGUUGGUUCAAAGUCUCCAGUGAUGUAGGUAUUGCUGUACAGUCACAGGGUGUGCAUUUGAGAAGAGAAACAGGGAAAAGGAGGCACAAGGUGUGAAGCCUAUCUGUUUAAUUCACUUUCAUGACUACCCUUAGAUGCAAAUUCCUUUAAUAUUGGAGCGAAUUUUCAUUAAUUUCUGUAAGUUUUGUAACCAAGUAUGGCAUGAAACUGCGGGAUCAAUGACUGGGACACUGGAGGACACACCCAAUGUAAAGGGUUGAUGAAUGCAGCARUUUUAGCUUGCCUUCCUCUGCCUCCUCCUCAGUGGAAGCCCUUCUCAUGGAGACAAGGAGACUGCUUUUGCUUUACAGCAAAUUCUACUGUUAAUUCUACUAAGAAAGGAACCCAUAGCAGAUAAAAAUUUCUGGUUUAUCCUAUUAAUAUAACUAUUGUUUCUAAUGCCUCGAGAUAAAAGCCUGGUGGAGUAGCCCAUGGCAUAGCACCAGCUUCCUUUUCAUGGAUUUGUUGUCAUUGUAAUUUCUCAUUUUUACUGAUUCUGCCUUAAGUAUUCACUUUUCAGCUAGACAUGACACAUARUGGUAGAAAAAUGGAGGAACCAAAAAUUACAGCUCCAGAAAGUUUGUAUUUCCUCAGUAGAAACAGCAGAGCUUUCCUUGGGACUGUUAACUUGCUUGAAGCUAUCAUAAACACACAUAAAAAAUGUAGAAAAUAUUUUAGGAGUCACUGUUCUAAAUGUUAGCAGUGGAUUACUGUUAUAGAGUAAAAACAGACUGGGAAUUGAUAUUUUUAWCUUUUCUUAACUUGAGGUUUCUUKAAUCCAACUUACUCUAGAUAGCUACAUGGUUAUGAAAGGAAAGAAACAGAAAGCAGCAAAUAUUUAAAGUAUUUUAUUAUUUUUUGCUUUAAUUUUUAAACCAAUGUCUUCAGCAUAUAUUAUUAAAACAUAGAAAACCAAUGAAAAACAUGUAAAUUAUAGAUUGAUUCAAUAUUUUGUUACAGAAUAUCACAAACUGGUAAGAAAAAAAUAUAAAUGACAACAUUUCAGACCUUAGUUUCUUAAGAUGUCUAAGAAAAAYAUAACUUAAAAACUGUGGUGAAUAUUUCUAAAACACAAUUCUAUAYUUGGUUUGGGGGUCUUUACUUUCUUUCACAUUAAAUCAAUGUCAUCAAUAUGAGCAAAUUGUAGCUGUAAGAAUACCAAUAAGGAGCAGAAAAAAAUUUCCGUGUCCAUCUGCAGACAGGUAAURCUUGAUAUUUACUUUCAAAUCCUCCUCAAAAUCACAUAAACCAAUGACAAWAGUCUCUUACUCAUAACUGUAUUUAGUAAGUUUCAUAUUUAGUAACAAAUAGCUGGCUUCAUGCCUCUGAACGUAUAAGGACUUGGUUUUGGUGUAAUACAGAUAAGCWGAUUCUAGAGGAGAUCAUUUAAAAGUUCUUGCCAAACCUCAGGGCUAACUCAGGAUGAACUGUCAAAGUCCAACUCUGCAAUGAAAAAUAAUUGUGUAGCCAAAUAUCAAGAGACCAUGUUUGAUGUUCCUCMCGGACCUCAGAUCAAUAGUCUCUGUUAGCAGGAAAAAAAAAAUCUAAAUGCUAUUUUGCCAGCCACAUCUCACUUGGAGAAGUAACUUUGCUGCUUAACUCAUUUGAAAGUGGAUAGAMAAACAAUGAAGCUGAUUUAAAAACUGCAUGACCAGAAAAUAUGAUGCUAAGGAAUCAUUUUCCUGAGGGUGUAGGAACCAUACACAUCUUGCCUUGAUUUUCCUUCUAUUUUGACUCUAAAUAGGGCAUGACCCUCACUGCAAAUGGGCAGCAGAUUUGUGUAGUAAAGAAYAAGCACAGAGGGAAAACCCAUCACCUUCCCCACCACCCCCCCAAAGAAACCCCAAACAAACUGUCAGUAUUAAGGUUGUCACAAAUCUAUUGCAGUCACAAUCAUGGUUUACUCAGGACACAGUGUUAGUUCUUUCAAGCUGCUUCUUUUUUGCUUCUUCUUUCAUGGAUUUUUGUUUCUUGGUUGUCUCUCUGACUGUGAGUUUUGUGACCAAGAAACCUCAGUGUAACCAAGGAAUCACUUUCAUCCUGGCUAGUYGAGAGUUGCUGCUGCUGCUGCAUGCAAACACUCUGAUGGGCCACAUCAAUGCAGGGACACUGCUGGAGGAUGGAGCUGGUGUGAAGAGCCACAUGAGGGACAAAGUGCAAAGGACAUCUUCCAAUGCAGCCUGCACUGGUGUCUACACGCAGGUGUGAUGUGGGAGUGCAACCAGAGCACGCAGGAGCUGCAGCCUCAGCACCCCCUGUGUGGUCCCUGAGGGAAAUCUGGGAUCCUGUGGUUGGAACCAGCCCUCUGUAAAGUUUGGUGGAGCCAGAACAAGAAUUGCCACAGAAGAAUUGCCACAGAAGAAUUGCCACAGAAGAAGAAUUGCCAACACAACAGAAGCUUUGGAACAGCACAUAUUGAGCAGCUCUCCGAAAUAAAGAGAAAAGGAAAACAACCAGUGUGGAAAGAGCAAUAAACUGUAUUUGUUGUYGUAUUUAGGAACUAGAAGUGAAAUAGAGACUGAAAACAUAAAUGAGGAGCUCAGAAACCCAGGCUAACCUAUGGUGGAGAUAGGUUUAACUGUUACCUACAAAUCAUGUGACGUUCAACAAACACUGGAAGAAAACCAGAGGCAAUUUUGAGUAGCAAAGCAUUUUCUAGCUGAGGCUGUUGGCUCUCCAAACCAUUUUCCAGAUCUCUCAUUCCCACUGAGUAGCUGACUUUGACAUUGCCUAUGAGAUUUCUCCARUUUAAAUGGACCCACAAGUGUUUGUUAUGUGUUAAUUGAAAAAUACAUCUUGGGCAUUUGUCACAAUACCUUUGAAAGAACUUAAGCCAACAGCUGCCUGCAUUUAAUAAAGACAAAAAUGAAGUAAUCUUCCUCAGAAGAUGAUUUACAGCCUCCAGGAUGGUUUUUACAUUCUCAUUCAGUUGCCUUAUGCUGUCUGAAGUGCAAGCAAUAAAAGAAAAGGCAGGGAGGACACCUUGACUAGGGGGGCAUCUUGCAAGUGGUGUGAAUAUGAGAYGCGACAAGCUCAUAUUGUCUGUUACUCAUGGUUCAGUUUCUUAAGGAUGGAUUUGAUGGCAGUGAUAAAGGGCAGCUCCUCUCUGCAAAAGAAUGACUGGCAAAACAGCUGUUCUUGUGAAAUGGUAAGAAAACAGAAAUAUUCUUGGAGGUUCUGUGAAGGAACAUGCCUUGAAGAGCACUGUUCUUUCCCCAAUAAAUAGCAGAGGUCACAGGGAGUUUUACUGAGGAAGAGGGGGAUUACUGAGACAGCUGUGUUGUGCUGUGAGAGGCAGGGCCUGAUGCUGAGGCGCCUCUUGCAUCUGCUGUGACAGGAAAGGAGGAAAGCAAGGGCAGCCUGAUGGGACACUGGGGCUGAUGAGCUCCGCUGCGCGGGCAGACCACCCUGCAAUGUAGACUCUGAGUCCUUCUCUGCCUUGGCUGUAACUUAAUUAGCAGAAAGGGAAGUUUUUGGCAUAAAUAAGCCAAAAAARUAUGUCAGUGGGAAGAGAUAAAAGGAAAUUAUUGUUAAAGAGAAGAUUUAAUGCUGAACUUUUCACAUCUACCAGUUAGAUGUUUUGUCACAGGGCACAGGCUCAGACCCACACACGUACAACUGCACUGCUGCUUCUUUGCUUGGAGUUCCAAGUUUGCCUGGAUGUCACAUGCUGGCCACAUAGGGCCCUCAAGGUUUUACAGCUUGGAAACACUCAGAAUAAAYGUUCUGCCCUUGUGUUAAUAUUGCRCUCCAGUAUCAUUUUGUGACACUUCAUUUGCACAGUCUUUUAUGCACUUCAGAGCAUCUAUAAGGCUCAAAGUUUCUGUCUCUCACAUGUCCUUGAGCCUUUGGCACCGACUUUCUGAACUUUUUUCCUCACAGCAAGGUCRCAUGUAGGAGCUGGCAGCUGAUGUGACACAAACACUUCUUGCUCCUUCCUCCUUAUUCUGGGAGUACAAGGGGCUCUCCCUGCACCAAGCCAUGUAGCAUUUUUAGAGCACUGCACACUGCGGCAGUUUCUUUCCUGAAACA
Molecule: messenger RNA, 5746 nt
Organism: Malurus melanocephalus (red-backed fairy wren)
Lineage: Eukaryota; Metazoa; Chordata; Aves; Passeriformes; Maluridae
Product: alpha-1-antitrypsin-like
Exons: 5
Coding region: 86-1399 (437 amino acids)
Biological process (GO): negative regulation of endopeptidase activity
Molecular function (GO): serine-type endopeptidase inhibitor activity
Source: RefSeq, a predicted model, not a curated record